Molecule: messenger RNA, 1002 nt
Organism: Suncus etruscus (white-toothed pygmy shrew)
Lineage: Eukaryota; Metazoa; Chordata; Mammalia; Eulipotyphla; Soricidae
Product: putative N-acetyltransferase 8B
Exons: 2
Coding region: 141-830 (229 amino acids)
Molecular function (GO): N-acetyltransferase activity
Source: RefSeq, a predicted model, not a curated record
ACAAAAAGAUAAAUCAAGAAUGUCUUAUAUCUCAGGUAGAAGGUCGUCAAAUUUCCCUGAAAGAUCUUUCUGAAAUAACUAAUACUACAGAAGUAAAGAAGACUUCCUCGUGGACUUAAGACAGCCAGACACUGUGUCCCAUGGCAUCUUAUCACAUCCGCAAAUACCGGGAGCCAGACCACGAGCAGAUUGUGGGCUUGUAUUCAAAGAGCAUACUUGAGCAUGCCCCCACCACCUUCCACCACCUUCUGAAGCUGCCCCGAACCCUUGUGCUCUUGCUCGGAGGACCCCUGUCAGUCCUCCUCCUCUCUGGCUCCUGGCCUCUGACCGUCCUGGCUUUCCUUUUGCUCCUCACUGCCCUGAAGUACUUUGCCAAGAAACCUUGGAGCCAGUAUAUAGUCAUGAGUUUAAAUACAGACAUGUCUGACAUCAGCAAAUACUACUUCAGCGAGCGAGGGUCUUGCUUCUGGGUGGCUGAGUCCGAGGGGCAGGUGGUCGGCAUGGUAGGGGCUCUGCCUGUGAAGGAGCCCGCCUUGAGGAGGGUGCACUUAGAGCUCCUCCACAUGUGUGUGGACUUAGGUCACCGAGGUCAGGGGAUAGCCAAGGCCCUGGUGAAGACUGUCCUCCAGUUUGGGCAGGAUGAGGGCUACAGGGCAAUUGUUCUCAGCACCACCUCCAUGCAGCACUCGGCCCUGGCCCUCUACCAAGGCCUGGGUUUCCAGAAAACCGGAGAGUUGUACUACUCUUUGAUCUGGAGACUCGCGGAGAUCACUUUUAUUAACUUCAUCUACCAGUUCCCCGCUGCUCAGGUUUCCCAGGGGCCAAAGUAGAGAGAUGUAUUCUAUGGAUGGUAUUUCAUUAGGAUGAUGGUUAUGCUUCAAUAACAAGUGCACCUGAAAUCUCUGUGGAUUUUACUUGCUAAUAAAAGUAAUGUAAACAAUUAUAUAUGGUACUGGAUAUUAGUACAUUCAUUGUACUUAUUAAAUUCACGGUCCUGUAGUA